This is a messenger RNA of Hevea brasiliensis (rubber tree), 2666 nucleotides long. RefSeq names its product G-type lectin S-receptor-like serine/threonine-protein kinase At1g11410. Lineage: Eukaryota; Viridiplantae; Streptophyta; Magnoliopsida; Malpighiales; Euphorbiaceae. Gene Ontology annotation, biological process: protein phosphorylation; recognition of pollen. The record is from RefSeq and is a predicted model, not a curated record. Gene Ontology annotation, molecular function: protein serine/threonine kinase activity; ATP binding. The coding region runs from base 77 to 2587 and encodes 836 amino acids. The transcript is spliced from 7 exons.
AAAAAAGCAUUCAAAACGUGACAAAAUUCCCAUGAAAAAUGCUAGGGAAGAACCCUGUUUGAAAUCAAAAUGACUCAUGGCUUCCAAGAUACACUCUCUCAAGCAUUUGCUUCUACUCUUCCAAAUCACAUUAGCUGCCUCCCUUGAUAUCAUACCCAUAAACCAAUCCUUUACAGAAGGCAAUCUUCUAGUCUCCAAGGGAAAUAAUUUUGCAUUUGGGUUUUUUAGCCCUGGCAAUGCUACCAGUAAAUAUCUUGGAAUUUGGUUCCAUCAAGUUUCAAAACCAUCUGUUGUGUGGGUGGCAAACAGGAACAACCCUAUCACUGGCUCCUCGGGAAUUCUUUCGAUCAACCCAUGUGGGAAUCUCGUUCUGUAUAAUGAUCCUAACCGAAAAGUUCCACUUUGGUCUACAAAUAUUUCAGGGGAAGUAACUGAUUCUUGUGUGGUUCAACUCUUGGAUUCAGGAAACUUGGUUUUGCUCCGAGGCAGAAAUAAAAGAUUGGUGUGGCAAAGUUUUGAUCAUCCUACUGAUACCCUUCUACCUGGAAUGAGAAUUUCGCUAAAUCCGAAGACAGGUCUAGAGCGGAUCUUAACCUCAUGGAGAUCAGAAGAUGACCCAGGAACUGGAGACUACUCGAUUAAGUUCAAUCCAAGGGGGAUACCGCAAAUCUUUCUUUAUAAAGGCUCAAAUCCUCACUGGCGAUCCUCCCCUUGGCCAUGGAGGACUUUCUCAGAUUUAUACAACUACACUUAUGAAUUAGAUCAAGAGGAGUUAUACUUAUUAUACCAUAUCAAAGAUGCUUCUAUUAUCAUAAAAAUUACGAUUGAUGAUCAAGGAUUCAACAAGUGGCUAAGGUGGCAAAAGAGUGAUAAUCAAUGGAAGGAGUUCUGGUCUACACCUAAAUACAGGUGUGAUUUCUAUGCACAGUGCGGCGCUUACAGUAAGUGUGAUCCUAGCAAUCCUGAUAGAUAUGAGUGUUCUUGUUUACCUGGGUAUGAACCCAAAUCCCCAAGGGACUGGUAUCUAAGAGAUGCAUCAGGAGGAUGUGUCAGGAAGCGAUUAGAAUCUUCCUCAGUCUGUGGACAUGGAGAAGGGUUUGUGAAAGUUGAAAACGUCAAGUUUCCUGACACUUCAACUGCAGCUUUUGUGGGCAUGAAUAUGAGCCUUGUGGAGUGUGAACAGGAAUGCUUGAGGAAUUGUUCUUGCUCUGCAUAUACAAAUGUAGAAAUUGCUGGGAAAGAUAGUAGAUGUGUAGCAUGGUAUGGGGAACUAAUAGACACAGCAGAUCAUAUGGAUAACAAACAUAAUCUGUAUGUUCGUGUUGAUGCAACUGAAUUAGUUGCAAAUGCCAGAAAGUCAAGCUUUUUUCUCAGAAAGGGGCUAGACAUUCUAAUACUGUCCGUUGUUUUAGCAUGGCUCACCGUUAUCUUAUUUGCCUAUUUGUGGAUUAGGAGGAAGAAAAGUGUGACUAAGAACAAAUGGAAAAGAAAACUCUUUGAUCCUACCACUGAUUCAAUCAACUACAAAAAUACUCUGGUGGCAAGUGAGCUUGGUCGGAAUAGCCAUCCUCCUGACAUAGAAUUUUUUGAUCUCGGCACCAUAGUUGCUGCCACUAACAACUUCUCUCCAGCUAACAAACUUGGCCAGGGUGGCUUUGGUUCAGUUUAUAAGGGUCAGAUAUCUAAUGAACAGGAGAUUGCUGUAAAACGACUAUCUAAAAGUUCAGGGCAAGGAAUAGAAGAAUUUAAAAAUGAAGUUAUGUUGAUUGCAAAGCUUCAACAUAGGAAUCUAGUGAAACUUCUUGGAUGCUGUAUUCAGGGAGGAGAGCAAAUGUUAAUUUAUGAAUAUUUGCCAAACAAAAGUUUGGACUCAUUUCUUUUUGAUCAAACAAGAAAAUCAUUGCUUGAUUGGAGGAAACGCUUCAACAUAAUAAUAGGGAUUGCUCGUGGGAUCUUAUAUCUUCACCAAGACUCAAGGUUGAGAAUUAUUCAUAGGGAUUUAAAAUGUAGCAAUAUUCUAUUAGAUGAAGAGAUGAACCCAAAAAUUUCAGAUUUUGGCAUGGCUAGAAUAUUCAAAGCUGACCAAAUUCAAGAAAAGACAAACCGAGUUGUUGGAACAUAUGGGUAUAUGUCACCAGAGUAUGCAGUGUUUGGAAAGUUUUCAAUAAAAUCUGAUGUGUUUAGUUUUGGCAUCAUAUUGUUGGAGAUAGUGAGUGGCAAGAAGAGCACUGGGUUUUACCAAGAGGAUUCUUGCUUGAGCUUGAUAGGACAUAUGUGGAAGUUAUGGGAAGAGCAAAGAGUGUUGGAGAUGGUUGAUUCAUCACUAGAAGGAUCAUAUCCUCCCCAAGAAGCCCUGAGAUGCACUCAAAUUGGGCUCUUAUGUGUUACAGAAAAUGCUGUGGACAGACCAACUAUGUCAGAAGUUGUAGUGAUGUUGAGUAGCGAAACAGCUGCUCUUCCCUCUCCAAAACAACCUGCUUUCAUUUUCAGAACAUCUUGUAGCAAUGCUAUAUCUCUAGCAAUAGGGGAAGAGGAAGACUCAUCUUCCAUCAAUGAGGUUACAAUGGUUAGCUUUGUCACCCGCUAAAGAUUAUAAAUGUGUAUGUAAAUUGUAAUUAUAGACUCAAUCUAGUAGUCUAUUUGGGAAUUUCAGAAAAAUUCCUCCA